GGUCAAGCCAAUCAGAAUCAGCUGACAGCCAGCAACUCAGCCCAACCUUGUGCCAUUAUGGCCACAGUCACUAUGUUACAAACAGCUCAGAAAGUGUUUUCACUGAGAGGUAUUUUCCCAGCAAUUACAACUCCGUUUGAUGACAAACAGGAAGUGCUUUAUGAGAAAUUACAUACAAAUCUACAAUUCUAUGAAAAAACUACCUUUCUCAGGUUACUUGAUAAAUGGCUCCAAUGGGGAGGUAGCAGCAUUGAGUAUUGAAGAACGGCUCCAGAUCCUUAGACAUGUUCACCAAAAUGUCGACCGAAAUCGCUUACUGCUGGCCAACGCCUACUGUGAAUCCACUAAACAGUGUUGUGAGAUCACCAAACUAUUGGCCAGCAAUGGUGCAGAUGCUGUGUUGGUCCUGAUACCCUUUUAUCACCGCAGAUCUCUGAAUGAAGAUGCAAUCCUGGCACACUUCAGAACAGUUGCAGACAGUUCACCAGUACCAGUCGUCAUUUACAACAAUCCUGGGGUAACAAACUUGGACAUCAGCACACAGACAAUCCUCAAGCUGGCAGAGCAUCCCAACAUCUGUGGUGUUAAAGAAGAUAAUGUGUCAAAGAUUGCUGAGUUAAUGGGUGAAAUUCAGAACAAAAAACUGAAUUUCGAAGUGACCCAGUCUUCGGGAAGUAAACUUCUGCAAUCUCUUGUUGUUGGAGCAUGUGGUGGGAUGGUAUCUCUGCCAAACAUUCUGGGAGACGAGGUUUGUCAGUUGUACAAACUGUAUAAAGAGAACAAGUUAGAAGAGGCUGCUAAGCUGCAGUACAGACUUGCUAGUGUUGACACAAUGUUGAUAUUGGCUAACCUGGGAGUGCCUGGAAUGAAGGCAGCCUUAGACCUGCUGGGACUAUAUGGAGGACCGUGUCGUCUACCUCUUCAGCCUCUCCCCUCCCAUGAUAUUGACAAACUUAAGGAUAGACUUGCACAAAAUGGCUUCCUUUAAAUCUAACAUAUUCCAUCUAUUAUAAUUAAUUAGUUUUGGGACAGGUUAUAUUUACCAUCAUAUUUAUCUGAUUUCGGGUUGCAUUUUCCCGACCAAAUACUGCAAGGAUUAAACAGUCCUAUAAAAAUGUUUUAUUUGACUUUUUUAAAAGUUUUUAUAGUAGUUAAAAUAUAAAAUAGUUUUUAAUUUUAUUUUUUUUCAUCUCACCUUGUUAAUCAGAUUGUUAUUUGUUAUGUAUUUUAUGAGUUUGUUCUGGUUAGUUACGUUGUUAUCUUGUAUCAAUAUUAUUUUUACUUCCUA
Molecule: messenger RNA, 1288 nt
Organism: Homalodisca vitripennis (glassy-winged sharpshooter)
Lineage: Eukaryota; Metazoa; Arthropoda; Insecta; Hemiptera; Cicadellidae
Product: 4-hydroxy-2-oxoglutarate aldolase, mitochondrial-like
Exons: 7
Coding region: 140-988 (282 amino acids)
Biological process (GO): N-acetylneuraminate catabolic process
Molecular function (GO): N-acetylneuraminate lyase activity; 4-hydroxy-tetrahydrodipicolinate synthase activity
Source: RefSeq, a predicted model, not a curated record